AAAGUGAUCACCACACUUGACCUUCAUUAUUAUUAAAUAUUAUAUUAAAACUUAAUAUUAGCAUAACAGUUUACUAACUGAUAAAUAGCGUACAAACAAGACAGAAAAAUACGGAUGAUAUAUCUGAUAGUAGGAUUAUCACUGUGGUUGAAUAACAAUAAGAUUCUAAAUUAAAGUAGCUGUGCAUUUCAAAGUGUCAUACAACAUUCAAGCGGACGAUACAAACAAAAGAAAUAUAUGGAAAAAGUGGCAUUUGAUAUCUAGUGCCUGCAAUUCUUCAUCAGUCUACUGUCGUUCUAACAAGCAAGUCCAAAGUAUGCGAGAUAACAUAAUAAUAACUUACUGCGUUUAUUAAUUUUGGAAAUCGGUAACUAAAAAUAAUAUACAGAGUAUAUUUUACUGACAACGUGUAAAUAUGCGUAAUGAUACAAUUCUAUCGUACUUGAAUAUGUUUAGCAAUACAAAUGUAUCAGACGACCAUAUGUUUAGCAAUACAACUCUGUCGGACGUUACGAGCAAUUCAGUUGUUCUUGAAGAUAGCACUCUGUCACAAUAUUCAACAGGAACAGUUUCCAAGUCAGUGUUUAGCCAUGAUGACAAUUCUAGCCUCGAGAAUGCAAGAUACACAUAUGACUAUGAAAGCUUUGAUUAUGGAGACGAGUACAUGUAUCCAGGAUAUGACUUUGAAAGGGCCCUCUAUCUGUACAUCUGGGAGAUUUUGGUUAUUGUUACCUCCCUUGUAAACGUGGUCGUUAUUUCUGUUCUUCUCCGUAGAAAGAUGAGGAAUCCCACGAAUAUCAUUCUUGCUGCAAUUGCUAUUUCGGACUCUCUGACAGGACUUGUAACCUUGCCUACAUACAUCAUGGUGUACCAGAAUUAUGAUCCCCUGAACGAUGAUGCAAACUACAACGGCUACUAUUUAGAUAACUCCACCGAAACAGAGUCUCAAGGAAAUGCUGCUGGAAUUCAAUACGAUACUCUGUCAACCAAGUCAACUUUUAGUGGAAGUCCACAUACAAAUUAUUCAUCGUCAUCAAUGAUAACUGACUCUACAACUCAAGAAGCCCUUGACGGCUACACUCUAACCAAAAGCCUUUGUAAUGGUUUCAUGAUUUCAAAGUAUUUUCUGUCCAAGACAUUUCACUCAGUUUCAAUAUUUCUGACGUUGUUCCUAGGAAUUCAAAGAUACGUAUCAGUGGCUUUUCCUUAUAAGUCACAAUUUCUCUUCAAUGUCAAGAGAACACUCGUCUGCUGCGUUAUUAUUUUCGUCGUGUCUCCACUUCUACACUCAUACCACCUAGGAAGUAACAAAGCAACAGGUGGCCUGUGCCAGUGGGAAAUGCAGGACAAAGGAUGCGGUGGCGUUUGCAUUUACCUAUGGGUAGCGUUUUUUGUACGUCACUUCCUGCCAUGUUUAACGCUCGUAGUCUUCUCCGUGCUGUUCAUUUUUCAGUUGCGCCUAGGGGAGAGAAGUCUUCGUAGAAUGGACAGCAAUAGGUCACAGAUAUCCAGACGCGUGGAAGAAAAUCGUCGUAUUUCGAUCAUUGUCACAGCCAUUGUUAUUAUUUUCCUUGUGCCUGAAGUACCAUACGGAAUUUUCUUGCUCUAUAAUGCUAUCGACAAAGCCGCUAAUGAAGGUAGGGGAAUUGAUCUAGAAACAAACAGAGCCAUACAAAUGACGUACGAAUUAUUGCUAGUACUUUCAUUCCAUGCUAAUUUUUACAUUUACACACUGUUUAAUAGAAGGUUCCGCAAAGUGCUCUACAGGACAAUCGUAAAACCAGUAAGGAGACUUGUAGGUGAUACAAGGAGAUUGUCAAUCACGAGAACAUCAUCGACGUCCCAUCAAGGCUCCACUAGAAAAACGACGAUGACCAACUCAAAGACAAUAGACUCCAAGAUCCAACUAGACACAAAUUGGUUACAUACAAAUGAUUCCGACAAGUCAUCUGCAACGGAGAUGCAACCUCUGAAAACUUUUGUCGCCGAAAAACGACCAAGUGAACAUGAACUUGAACCCUUGAAUGAAAAAAUAUAAAGAGGUCAAUGUAACAGUAUAAUACUAUUCUAUGGAUUAUAUUUGAAAUUAUCAUUCUUGCUUUUUAUGGUCCUACUUUAUGGUGUGUGUUUGUGUGUGUGUGUGUGUGUGUGUGUAAACGAGCGUGUGUAUGAACAAAUACGUAUCAUACUGAGUGUAAUGUCUGGUCCUAGAGGCGGGGUUGGGGAUUAGGGGUUGUUGAACAUUACAUUUACCUGUCACGAACAGACUAAGCGAAAUUCAUUAUGUUAAUAUUUUGCUUGGCUGCGUUCUAUGUUUAAAUGGAUGUUCUCAUAUAUUUUAACAGCUGCAGUAGUUUUAUGUUUAUUAAAAAUAUUUUCUUAUGAAUAAUAACUGUUUUAUAUUGUUACACUCAUGUAAGAUUUAUAACGUAUAUGCUUGAUGCACUGCCUUUUUUAAUCUUUCUCUGGAAAAGGAAGAAUGUACUAUUUUCAUACAUCUCUAAUGAGCCAUUAUUUGUAUUUGUAUACAUUUAUCUAUAUAAAUAUACGGAAUAUCGGAUUGAUGAUGCAAGCAAGAGGCUUCUGCACACCCACAAAACGAGAGACUGCCCUGUAUCAUCAACCUUAAUCGUAUUAAUGAAGUCUUUGACCUCAUUCUUUUUUGUUUUGUUAUUGAAAUAUAUGACUACCGUAAUUAUCUUAAUUCAUUCGCAUGACUUUAGACGAACGCAAUACAAUACCCAAUUGUUUUUAGCACUUGCUUGAUCAUAAGAAGAAUGAAAGAGCUUUUCGUCUGG
This is a messenger RNA of Mercenaria mercenaria, 2798 nucleotides long. RefSeq lists its product as uncharacterized. The coding region runs from base 416 to 2038 and encodes 540 amino acids. Lineage: Eukaryota; Metazoa; Mollusca; Bivalvia; Venerida; Veneridae. The record is from RefSeq and is a predicted model, not a curated record. Gene Ontology annotation, molecular function: G protein-coupled peptide receptor activity. Gene Ontology annotation, biological process: G protein-coupled receptor signaling pathway. The transcript is spliced from 2 exons. Gene Ontology annotation, cellular component: membrane.